Choloepus didactylus (southern two-toed sloth) is the source of this 930-nucleotide messenger RNA. Its product is annotated as olfactory receptor 4C6-like. Gene Ontology annotation, biological process: G protein-coupled receptor signaling pathway. Bases 1 to 930 code for a protein of 309 amino acids. Gene Ontology annotation, molecular function: G protein-coupled receptor activity; olfactory receptor activity. The record is from RefSeq and is a predicted model, not a curated record. The transcript has a single exon. NCBI's taxonomy places the organism in Eukaryota, Metazoa, Chordata, Mammalia, Pilosa, Megalonychidae. Gene Ontology annotation, cellular component: membrane.
AUGGGAAAUCAAAACAAUGUGACAGAAUUCAUUCUUUUGGGCAUUACAAAGAAUCCAGAGCUGCGGAAAAUAUUAUCUGCUAUGUUUCUAAUCAUGUAUGUGGCCACAGUCAUGGGAAACCUACUCAUUAUGGUAACCGUGAUCACAAGUCAGAGUCUGAGAUCACCCAUGUAUUUUUUCCUUACUUCCUUCUCCCUCAUGGAUGUCACCUACUCUUCAGUCAUUGCCCCCAAGAUGAUUGUGGACUCCCUCUCUGAGAGCACUACCAUCUCCCUGAAAGGCUGCAUGACCCAGCUCUUUGCAGAACAUUUCUUUGGUAGUGUGGGGAUCAUCCUUCUUACUGUUAUGGCCUAUGACCGCUAUGUGGCCAUCUGUAAGCCCCUGCACUACCAGACCAUCAUGAGUCCUCAGGUGUGCUGCCUGCUGUUGGGAGCAGCCUGGGUGGGGGGAACUACGCAUGCAACGAUACAGCUUCUCUUUAUGUACCAAUUACCCUUCUGUGGCCCCAAUGUCAUUGAUCACUUUAUAUGUGAUUUGUUUCCAUUGUUGAAACUGGCCUGCAUGGACACGCAUAUCUUGGGACUCCUUGUCAUUCUCAGCAGUGGGGGGAUGUGUGUGACCAUCUUCUUUAUGCUCAUUGUGUCCUACAUGGUCAUCCUCUGUUCUUUGAGGUUUUGCAGCUCUGAAGGUCGGCGCAAAGCCCUCUCCACCUGUGGCUCUCAUCUUACAGUGGUUGUCUUGUUCUUUGUGCCAUGUAUCUUCUUGUACAUGAGGCCUGUGGCCACUUACCCCAUAGACAAGGCAAUGGUUGUGACCUUCACCAUUGUAGAACCCAUGUUAAACCCCUUGAUCUACACCCUGAGGAAUGUGGAGGUGAAAAAUGCCAUGAGGAAACUUUGGAUGAAGCAAGAGACUUCAGUUGGCAAGUGA